This is a messenger RNA of Lachancea dasiensis, 3120 nucleotides long. NCBI's taxonomy places the organism in Eukaryota, Fungi, Ascomycota, Saccharomycetes, Saccharomycetales, Saccharomycetaceae. The record is from the annotation of a GenBank genome assembly.
AUGUCUCUUUUCAUCCAAGACGAUUCAGACAAGGAAGACUUGGUUUUAGAGCUCUCUAAACAAGAGCAGGAGCGUCAUAGCCAGGAUCCGAUUGCUGGCAAUGAUCAUGGCAAUGAAGAUCAAGAGACUCUUUAUCCUUUGCUUCUAGACGACGGUGCAGAGAAUAUGAAGCCUAAUAUAGAAGAGAUACGGCCGGUAGAUAUACAGCUCUCGCUGCCGCUACACUUUCAACAACAAAUUGUUGAAGAUAAUUUGGUGUCCGAAGACAGUUUACUACUACUAGGCAAAGGUUUAGGACUCGAACCAAUUGUCGCAAAUCUCUUGCACAUCCUGGCGACCCCAACGAGGAUUGAUGGUAAGGAUAAGAGGUCUUUGGUGGUUGUGUUGAAUGCGAGCGAUGAAGAUAACGACAAGAUACAAGAAGAAUUGUUGGAGUUAUCUUGGUCUGCAGAGGACCCUGAAGCUGAUAUAUCAGAACCAGAAGAACAGGGUGCUGAUAGCAGGGACUUUCGACACUCUCAGAGGCCCUUUAGCGUAGUCAAUGCCGAAACUCUUACUGUAGAGCGCAGAAGGCAGCUUUACCUUCGAGGUGGAAUUGUGUCCGUCACGUCCAGAAUAUUAAUUGUGGACUUGCUGUCUGGGAUUGCACAGCCAAGCAAAAUUACAGGACUUGUAAUUCUACAUGUAGAGUCACUCCAUCGAUUUUCCAACGAAUCGUUCAUCACCGAAAUGUAUCGUUCGGCGAACAAAUGGGGUUUUAUCAAGGCAUUCUCCGAUCAGCCGGAGUUCUUCAUGACUGAAUUUUCGCCUCUACGACGUAAGCUACGUGACUUACACUUGAAGCGCACUUUACUGUGGCCGCGCUUUCAUGUCGAUGUAUCAGCAAGUUUAAAUCCACGCAAUGAAAACAAGGUCAUUGAAGUGAAAGUUUCACUGACAAAUUCAAUGUCUCAAAUCCAGUUUGGGCUUUUUGAAUGUCUAAAAAAGUGCAUCGAGGAGUUAAAUAGGAAAAACCCAACCUUGGCGCUAGAGUCUUGGAAUGCUGACAAUUGUUUGCAUUUUAACUUCCUACAAUCCAUCCACGCGGUUCUGUCUCCUAAUUGGCACAGAAUUUCUUUCGAAUCGAAACAACUGGUUAAAGACAUAGGAACUUUAAAAAAGCUAUUGCAUGCAUUGGUGAGCUAUGACGCUGUUGAUUUUUAUGAGAUUAUUCAAAUGAUCCUAGAGGCCAACAAGCCCUCGGUUACUAGAAAAUACUCAGAGUCGCCCUGGUUAAUGGCAGAAGAAUCCCAAGCAGUGCUUUCCUACGCUAAAAAACGUGUUUUUGUGAAUGGUGAUUAUGAACUGGAAGAACUGCCAAAAUGGGAGCAACUAACGGCAAUUUUAGAGGAUAUAGCAGUUGAAAGAGCUAAUUCUGUUAAAUCUACUGGACCCACAUUGAUAAUCUGUUCCGAAGAUCGUACCUGUCGCCAGUUGAGAAAAAUAAUAAGCUACUCAAAUCGCCAGGAAGGUACCCGUAAAUAUUUGCUUCGGAAACUGAGAACUUACAUGGACAGGCGAGAUGCUCUUAAACAAACUGCCAAAGAGGUGAGUGAGCACACGUUAGCCGAAGACGCGACUGGAGAAAUAAGCGUUUCGCGUACCUUUGCGAAGGAGGAGAUCAAUUCAAAGCGCCGCAGAACCAGGGGAGCUGCUGCAGUGGCCGCUGUUGCUCGCCUAAAAAGUGCAUCUGUUAAUGGCGGUGAGAAUAUCGACAAUUUGAUGACAAUAGACAGCAUCGAGGAUAACCUCAAUCAACUUGAGGAAGACGGCCCAGAGCUCCUACAGGAGGAUGAGUUGGAAGAAUUCGAAAAAGAUGUCGAAGAUGCCCAUGACAGUACGACUAAUGAUAGCAGCGAAAAUUACGAUUCUUUCAUAAAGCCUAUUGUGGGAAAUGAUGAUAUCUGGAAGAAUAAUGACACUUUCUAUGACUAUAUUGAGAGAGGUGAUCAGAUAGUCAUCGACAAAUUCUACAACAAAACAAAUGAUCUUCUUUUACAAGAAAUAAUGCCUUCACAUAUUAUCAUGUAUGAACCAGACUUGUCUUUCAUAAGAAAGGUUGAGGUGUUUAAAGCACUUAACAAGGAUCUUCCAUUGAAAGUUUAUUUCAUGUACUAUGGCGAUAGUGUUGAAGAACAGAGCCAUUUGACUGCCAUCAAAAAAGAGAAAGACGCCUUCACUAAAAUAAUUAGAGAGCAUACAAAUUUGGCUCAACAUUUCGAAGCAGAUGAAGAUCUUUCCCGAUUUAAAAAUCUCGCUCAACGCAAAUUGCAAAUUAGCAGGAAGUUGGGCAGCUCGAGAAUGGCUGGGGGGCAAAGAGCCUUUGAGAACUUAACCAGCGAUGUUGUGGUCGUUGACAUGCGAGAGUUUCGAGCACCUCUACCCGGAUUACUUUACAGAUACGGCGUGAGAGUAAUUCCUUGUAUGUUGACAGUCGGGGACUACAUCAUCUCUCCUCAAAUAUGCCUGGAGAGGAAAUCCAUUCCUGAUCUAAUCGGAAGUUUCAAAAAUGGGCGAUUGACAGAUCAGUGCAAAAAAAUGUCUAAAUACUAUGAUUACCCAACACUUCUAAUUGAAUUUGAUGAUAUUGAUUCGUUCUCAUUGGAGCCUUUCAGCGAGAGACGAUACGGAUCAAAUUCAUCCACCUCUCAUCCAAUCGGGGGGAAAUUAAUGCAAGACGAAAUACAAUUACAGCUCUCUCAAUUGGUUUUGAAAUUUCCAACUCUUCGAAUCUUAUGGUCGUCGUCACCACUACAGACUGUAAAUCUAAUUUUAGAUCUGAAGUUCGGUAGAGAACAACCUGACCCUGCAACAUGUGUUGAAAUUGGUUUGAGCGGGAAGAAGAAACAAGCAAAUAUGAACAACGAGUCCGUGACUAAAAUGAAAGAGCUUUUGGCGAUCCCAGGUUUGUCGAAUGUCGACUAUUACCAUAUUCAAAAACGUGUUAAAAACAUGAAAAAUCUAAAAAGGCUCAGCAGGCAACAACUUAUCGAUAUAGUGAAUGACCACGACCUAGCUGAUCGUAUUCUGAAUUAUCUUGCUAUGGAAGAGGAGGAGGAGGAACCUGACCUCUUAGCUUGA